AUGUAAUUUUCAUUAAAGAUAAAGAGAUGUGAUAAGGAUACUGCUUUAAGAUUUACACAGAGAAGAAUUUGCAAAUGGGAUACCACCAUUAAACAAGAUGGCCCCAGUACGUGUAGAAUAUUGCGACCAAAAGAGAACAAAGAAGUAACAUUGUUAACCUUAUCAAUUCAGAAAAGAAUACAUGGCUGGUAGAACAUUGGACUGGAAAUGUAUUAUGAAAAUAAAGACACCGUAGCUGACAUCCAUCAAUUGCAAUUAGAUUAGGACAAUGAUCUUAUACAAAGAGAAAUUGAAAAAAAUGAAAUGAGAUUAAAAAAUGACUUUAAAAACAAAAUAGCCCAUCUCCAACAGUUCUAUAGAGAACUAAACUAAAAAUACAGUUUCAGUAGCAGUGAUCCCAAUUUUAAAGAAAAAAUUACCAAUGCCAAAUUAGACUUAAUAAGCAAAAGAAAUCAACCUAUUAAGUAUCUUAAGACCAAGGGAAUGAAAUAUAUUGAGUUGUUUAAUGAGAUAAGCCAAAAUAAAAAAUUAGCUGAUCAUGGUUUAUUCAAUAGACUCCAAGUUUUUAAUUAACUCAGAACUGAUGAUUGCAAAGUUAAGGAAAAAUUAUUGGGGGAGCUUUAUAAACAAAAAAAGGAGAGUUAGAGUUUACAUCAUAAAGAGCUAUAACACAAUAUUUAAAUUUAUGAUAAUAUAGAAGAAUAAAGUGGAUAGAUGUUAAAAAUUAUUGAUUAAAAUAAUGACUUCUCCAUGAGUUUAAGAAAAAAUUAAUAAAAACUGAUUGUUUCACAGAGAACUAUAGCUUUUGCUGAAGACUUUAAUAGAACGAAAUACUUGUUUAAUUAUUCAAGUAAGAACUAGAUGCAAAAAAUGUUUGAAAUACCUGAAAUUGCUUAGAUUCCUUAAAGCACUGAAUCCAUAAAAUUAAGGAAGCAUUUUUCUUCUCCUUAAAGUUUGGAUGAUCAUUUUGAUAAUUGUCUUAAUUAAUUUGCACAUGAAGUUCUAGAAUAUCAAUAGGAAAUGCUUGAUAAAGAUAUCACAACAUGUAAUAUUGAAAAAAUGCUGUAAAAAAGAGAAAAUCUAAGAUGUAGUUAAAUAAGGAAGGUUUCUAAGACAUCUCAUAGUCAUUAACCUAGUAUUCACUUAGAGUUCAGCAAAGUGAAAUGCUAGCAUUAAUCUACUAGAGAUAAAGAAUCUACAAAAGCAGGAAACUCUUUCAAUAUUAAAUAACGAUCUUAUCUUGUUAGUCCAUUCAGUAAAUCAUGA
Messenger RNA from Paramecium tetraurelia, 1266 nucleotides. RefSeq lists its product as uncharacterized. The record is from RefSeq and is a predicted model, not a curated record. NCBI's taxonomy places the organism in Eukaryota, Ciliophora, Oligohymenophorea, Peniculida, Parameciidae. The transcript has a single exon.